AUGUUGUAUAAUAAUUUUAUGAUUAUUAGUCAAAUAACCAAUAAUGAUGAAUUGCAAGAGCCAUUAGAGACAAAUAUGAAUAAAAGCUCAAAGGUUUUAUUAUGGGGAAGAAGAUGUUAGAGACUAAGUUUUGGUAUUGAGAAUCCAAUUUGGAAAUUCAAGGCUUUUAAGAUUAUUAUUUUGGUUUCUAGAUUUUUGUUUCUAGUAACACAACAAAUAUUAAGAAAAGACUUAAAAAAUAUUUCAAAAUCUGAAUUCAACUUAAUUCAUGAUUCCUCCUCAGAUUAUAAUUUUUUUAAGUAUCGAGGUUACCUUCCAAAAGAUAAACCAUCUUAUUUAUUAAUGAAAAUUCAUUUAUGGUUCUCUUGCAUUAUAUGUAAUAUUUCUAACUAUUAAAGAAUAACAAAAUACAUUUUUACAAAACAAUCAUAAAAAAUGGCUUUUGAAACCAGAUGAUACAAUUAUGAUAGUAUGGAAUGUGUCAAUGAUUGUAAUUGUUACAAUUAAUGUAUUUUAUGUAUCAUUAAGAAUAUCAUUUCCUGAAAUCAGAGAAUUGUAUUUGAUUGGUAAGGAAUUGAUCUUUGAACAAAUCCCAGUAUUUAUUUUUUUCCUUGACAUUUUAUUGAAAUUCAAUACUUGUAUAUAUUUUAGAGGUAAUCUUAUUUCAAAUAGGAUAAAGAUUAUUAAACAUUAUUGUGCAGAAGGUAAUUUUUUGUAUUUUUAAAUAGGUUUAAUAAUUGAUUUAUUGUUGGUAGUGCCUUUUUUUAUUGGUUAAUUACUAAAUUUUAGUCAUUUAGACUUUGUAAUUGUUUUGAAAGUGUUUUAACUUUCAGGUUUAUUUUCUUCAUUAUUUAAUCGAUUAGAAUUGACUUCAAGACAAACAGCAAUUUUUGAUUUAUUUAAAAUGAUGUAAAAGUAAAUUGAUAUUCUAGUUCAUUUAUGAUUUUAGUAGCUCAUUUUUCUGCAUGUAUCUGGCAUAUUCUUGGAUAAUGGGGAUAAUGGGGUCAUGAAGAUGGAAAGACAUGGAUCAAAGUAAUUAAUAUAUAACAUGAAUCAUGGUUAGACAGAUAUGUUGUUUCUUUUUAUUGGAGUAUUGUAACUAUGACUACUAUUGGAUAUGGAGAUAUCACACCUGUAAAUUUGACAGAAAGAAUAUUUGUAAUUUUUAUGACUAUGAUUUCUUCUGCAACAUUUGCUUAUACAGUCAAUAAUAUUGGAGGUAUUUUUUAAGAUUUCUCCAAAUAAUCUGUUCAACUAAAAAAUAAUAUGAACGAAUUAAACAGAUUUCUAAGAAGUUAAAAUGUUUCAGAUGAUUUACAAAUUAAAUUCAGAAGAUAUUUUGAAUAUUUAUGGAGCAAACCUUCUUAAAAGGUUAUAUAAUUUGCUGAUUUAAUACCAAGAAGUUUAAAGGAUUAAAUGAUUGUCGAUGUAAAUAUAAAGAUAAUAAAUCAAAUAAGUUUUUUCUAACAUUUUAGUUAACCACUUUUAAAUAAAUUAUGUAUGAAUUUAGAAGAGAAAUAAAUUUAGUCAAAUGAUUAUCUUUUUACAAGAAAUAAGCAAUCAUAAUAUUUAUACAUACUUGUUUCUGGAGAAAUUAAGUUAUAGAUCUAAUUAAGAGAUAAGAUUAAGCAACUGUAAAAUAUAGAUGUACCUUCUUUUAUUGGGUAAUUAGAUUUCUUUUACAAUUAACCUUAUUCUUAUGAUGCUAUUGCAUCUAAAACAACUAAAAUUCUUCAUAUUUCUAGAGAAUCACUUCACAACAUUUAUAAAGAUUUUCCCUUAGAUUAUGUAUAAUUUAUUUUACAAUAUUUUUUAGGAAAAGUUCAAAUAAAUUUCAGAAGACAUUGUUCAAAAAAAAUAAUUAUUACAUAUAUCAGUAACUUGUAAUACAUGUUAAAGUAAUACCCAUUUUAUCAAUUCAUGUCCUUUUCUUUUUGGGACACCAAAUAAAGCAAAAGCUAUCUAUAACUAUAGAAAAUUUACUCCAAGUGAUAGAAAGUCUUUUUUCUAAAGGCAUAAUCAUUCAAGAAAAAUGUAUGCUUUGAAACAUCAGUUUAUUGUUUUAGAAAGCAUCUUGAACUACAUGAUGAAGAAUGAAGAAUUUAUUCAUAUUGAAGGUUUUAAAGAAUUACAAAUGUAAACUUAGCAAAUUUAAAACAAUUAAUUUACUUUCAAUUAAAUACCUAUAGGACUCUCAGUUCAUCACUCAAAUAAUUCUGUUCUACCUCCACUUCUAAUUAACUCUUCAAGUAAACAAUCUUAAUCUUAAAGAGUAUUAUAAUCUGUUGGAAAUUUAUUGCCUCCUUAAAUUGAUGACUCUCCUAGAACUUUUCGUAAUAAUUAAAUUAUAAACACUACAAACUUAAGAAAUUAUCAUAAACUUUCAAUAAAUCAUGGUUCUUAAACAGAAUUACCAAAAAUUGAAGAUGAAGUUCCGACGAUUGGUAAGUAAUAAAAAAGAAAUGAUAUAGAAUCAUUAUGUGUAAUAAAUGAUAAUUAAUAAUAAUAAUAAUAAUAAUAAUAAUAAUAAUAAUAAUAAUAAUAAUAAUAAUAAUAAUAAUAAUAAUAUAAAUAAUUAAACCAAUAAAAUUUUUAAUAAUAAUAGUAACAUUAAUAACAUUAAUUAUUACCUUAAAUUUAAAUAAACUAAAUAGGACUCAGAAGAAAAUCUGUUAGAUUAAAAUUAGAAGAAAGUUCAGAAGAUGAAAAUGAUGAUUCAGAUAAAAUUAUGGGAUAAUAUAUAGAUAUAUUUUAGUAAUUCGAAAGAAUGUACGAAUUCAUUAACUAUUAUCCUCAUAAUAAUAUUUCGAUUGUAAUUAACAAAGUAUGA
Molecule: messenger RNA, 2830 nt
Organism: Paramecium primaurelia
Lineage: Eukaryota; Ciliophora; Oligohymenophorea; Peniculida; Parameciidae
Source: the annotation of a GenBank genome assembly